AUGGAAGGCUAUAAUAAUGGUGAAACGCCACUUCUACAUGUCGCUGUCGCUAACAAUGACGUGGCAAUGGUUUUGUACUACCUUCUCUCGAAUCAUGACGUAAAUGCCAAGGAAAUGUACUUUGGCAGAACACCGUUGCAUAUAGCUGUACGAAACGACAAUAUAAAAAUGGCUCAAAUAUUGCUGAACUGUGGGGCUGCGAUUAACGAGACGACCAGAGAUAAUUUAAGUGCUCUGCACAUUGCCGUGAGCAAUCGCUCAAAGUCAAUGGUCGCACUUUUAUUAAGGUACAAUGCCAGUAUCAAUCCUGUGAUAAACUUUCUUGACAAAACGCCAUUAUAUAUGGCAGUGGAGUAUGGAUGUCUGGAGAUCGUGAAAAUGCUGCUUGAAGCUGGAGCAUCGAUUCCAAAAGCAACACGAAGAAAUUCAACGCUGUUGCAUGUUGCUGUACGCAUUGGUGAUGUAAAAAUGACACAAUUGAUAUUGGAUAACAUGGAUAUCAAGGCUCUGGGAAUGAGAGACAAUAUCCAAUAUAAGACACCACUUGACGUAGCUGUGGAGCUGAAUUAUGAAAGAAUUGUAAACGUGCUGAAGCAACAAAGUACCGAUGUUCAGCAAAAGAGGCCAACGACUAAAAGAAAAUUCAAGCCAAAUGUUAAAAAUUGGAAGAACGAUAAAGUUGUUGAAUUAUUGUUAAGAAAUGGAAAGAGAAUUCCUGUCCCAGGCUUAAUUUUGAAUGGGCAAAAUAAUUCUCGUACCAGAUUCCAUGGGCAUUAG
Molecule: messenger RNA, 777 nt
Organism: Ceratosolen solmsi marchali
Lineage: Eukaryota; Metazoa; Arthropoda; Insecta; Hymenoptera; Agaonidae
Product: ankyrin-1-like
Exons: 1
Coding region: 1-777 (258 amino acids)
Molecular function (GO): protein binding
Source: RefSeq, a predicted model, not a curated record